CUGAUGUUGCUUGUAUCGGAUGAGAAGGAAGAGAGGAGAGAGAAAAGCACGGUUUACGGAAAGAAAGAUACGCUAAAAGCGCCUCGUUCUCACGGAUCCCAAGACAGAGGGCAACAUCAUCGAAAUACCAUCAAUUGCAUAUUUUGUCCCAAGGAAACCGCAGAAUGAUGAAAUCGGGACCGGCAAACGUGGAGACGGGAAGAGAGGGAGAGAUGAUGCUGUGAUAUGCACGCAGACAGUGAGGGAGGGAAAGAGCGAGCAAGAGAGGGAGGGGGAGAGUACUACGCUAGCUGAAGAUGCUCGUUAUACUAGAAACGCGAUUUAUUCCACAAAACCAGCUGAACUGGGCCUAGGUAAAGAUAUCGAUUGUUUUAUUCAAGAAAGCAACUUUUAAAAAGUGGGUAUAUUAAAAUACGGACAGUUGUUCGGAGUGCACUGGUGUAGCCUUAAAGAAUACGGUGCGGAGGGUUGUUUUGUUACAAAAUUCUAUUUAUUUCCAUGUCUCAGACCUAUAAUGUAACAUAGUUUGCAUAGAGUGCAGUAUAUUAAAUGCACGUGUGUUUGAAAUAAUUUAAAAUUAGCUGUUGAUUAAAAAUAAGGGGCAGGCAACCACAGAGUAAGCUGGAGAGAGAAAAAGGUGGAGGGAGGGUGAAAUAUUUCUUGGUAAACGGAUAAAUACGCGUUUUCCCACAUGUAGUUAUUAGCCUAUAUUAUUAAAUAAUUAAACCUUACAGCGAUAUCUAACAUUCUACAAAAACCGACGAGCGCACAAGCCGCUAGUUGUAAUUGUAUUUGAUUAAUAGGUCCUUUCGAGGUUGAUAGCCUUGUAGCUAUUCUUGUGAAUAAUAAUAAUUAUUUUUAGUUACUGUUACCGGUCUCAUAUUUAAUUUUUGGAUUGUGCGCAUCGUUUUAUUAUUUUGUUUAAUUCCACAAACGUGUAUCCCUCCCCUUCCACCUCUCUCCCCGUUCCCCUUUCCUCCCCUCCUUCCUGUUUCCAUCGGCCCUUUAAAUCUUAUUUACCAAAAUAAAUCGUGUAUUUACAUUUUCAAUUAGUCGAGCCGUAUAUCGCUUACACAGCACAGCAAAUCUGAAAAAAAGUGCGAAUGCGCUGCGGAAUAUGUGUUAUAUGCUAACCACAAAUAAUAAAGUGCAAAGGAGUAGGCCACAAAAUUGACAUCACUACUACAACCUCUCCAUCUCUCACUGUUGAAUCGCUAUCGUUUGUAAUGUCUUUGCGGUGCCGUUGCGCGUACAGGACGGAUAGUUGUAAAUUCCUCUUGAAAAUAUUGUAGUUCAUCGUUAUUACUGUCCUGUAAUUCGUAAACAAUUGCACAGUAUGUCCAGUAAGGAAUUAUCGGGGAGUCAGUCGGCUCAGUAUGUUGGGCCUUACCGAUUGGAGAAGACGCUGGGGAAAGGGCAGACAGGGUUGGUGAAGUUGGGAGUUCACUGUAUCACAGGACAGAAAGUAGCUAUCAAGAUAGUUAACAGAGAGAAACUGUCAGAGUCCGUGCUGAUGAAGGUGGAGAGGGAGAUUGCUAUUCUGAAGCUUAUAGAGCAUCCACAUGUGUUGAAGCUGCAUGACGUCUAUGAGAAUAACAAAUAUCUGUAUCUGGUGUUGGAGCAUGUAUCCGGUGGGGAGCUCUUUGACUACCUGGUGAAGAAGGGUCGACUGACUCCUAAAGAGGCCAGGAAGUUCUUCAGACAGAUCAUCUCAGCGCUGGACUUCUGCCACAGCCACUCCAUCUGUCACAGGGACCUGAAGCCUGAGAACCUCCUAUUGGAUGAGAAGAACAACAUUCGAAUUGCUGACUUCGGCAUGGCCUCGCUGCAGGUGGGGGACAGUCUCCUGGAGACCAGCUGUGGAUCUCCACACUAUGCAUGUCCAGAAGUUAUCAGGGGUGAGAAGUAUGAUGGCCGAAGGGCAGAUGUGUGGAGCUGUGGGGUCAUCCUCUUUGCCUUGCUGGUGGGCGCCCUCCCCUUUGACCAUGACAACCUGAGGCAGCUGCUGGAGAAGGUGAAGAGCGGGGUGUUCCACAUGCCCCACUUCAUCCCGCCAGACUGCCAGGCCCUGCUGAAGGGCAUGAUCGAGGUCAACCCCGACAAAAGGCUCACGCUAGAAGCAAUACAAAAACAUUCUUGGUAUCUCGGGGGCAGGAACGAGCCCUGUCCUGAACAGCCGCCCCCCAGGAGGGUGUGCGUGAAGCGCAUCCUGUCCCUCACCGAGCUGGAUCCCGACGUGCUGGAGAGCAUGCACUCGCUGGGCUGCUUCAGAGACAGGGUGAAGCUCACGCGAGACCUGCAGACCGAGGAAGAAAAUCAGGAGAAGAUGAUUUAUUACCUCCUGCUUGAUCGGAAAGAGCGAUACCCCAGCUGUGAGGAUGAAGACCUGCCCCCCAGAAAUGACAUAGCAGACCCGCCCCGGAAGCGUGUGGACUCCCCAAUGCUGACCCGCCACGGUCGCUGUCGCCCGGAGAGGAAGAGCCUGGAGGUGCUGAGUGUCACGGAACAGGGCUCCCCGACUCCCCCUCGCCGAGCCCUGGACACUGCAGCUCACAGCCAGAGGUCUCGCUCAGUCAGUGGAGCUUCCACCGGUCUCUCCUCCAGUCCCCUCAGCAGUCCCAGGAGCCCAGUUUUCACUUUCAGCCAAUCAGAAGUCACUUCUGCCACAGCCACCCAGUCUAAGGACCCCAAACCAGGAAGUUCCACCACUCCCCGGGCCGCCCAACGUGCACCCGACCAAAAAACUCAAACUCUGCCUACCAAAGCCCCCUCUGAUCGCCCUCACCUCCAGUCCAUGAAGUCCCUCCCGCUCCAAACGCCACGCUCCCCAUCCCCAUCUCCCUCCCCUAUCCUCUCCCCCAUCCCUCGCUUUUUCUUCUUCCCUGCUCCCUCAGUUCUCAAGUCUGUCACCAAGACCAUGUAUCCUAACUCUGGCCAUCCUAACACUGUGUCACAGGUUACUCCCCAGGGCUCUCCUCUGCCCACCCCACUUGGUACCCCUGUCCACCACCCCCAGCAUUCCCAGCACUCCCCAACCCCUCCCUCCUCGUCCUCCUCCUCCUCUUCUUCGCGGGCAGAGGGGGGAGGAGUGGGUGGUGGAUCCCUCUCCCUCACCCCGCCCUCCAGUCCUGGCGGUGGGGGCAUGGCGGCUAGCAGCUCCGCCCACUGGAGGACACGCCUCAACUCCUUCAAGAACAACCUGCUGGGGUCUCCCCGCUUCCACCGCCGCAAGCUACAGGUCCCAACAUCAGAGGACAUGUCCAGCCUGACUCCAGAGUCCAGUCCAGAGCUGGCAAAGAGGUCCUGGUUCGGCAACUUUAUCAGUCUGGAGAAGGAGGAGCAGAUCUUCGUGGUGAUCAGGGACAAGCCCCUCAGCUCCAUCAAGGCUGACAUUGUCCACGCGUUCCUCUCUAUCCCCUCCCUCAGUCACAGUGUCAUCUCCCAGACCAGUUUCAGAGCAGAGUACAAGUCCUCUGGAGGCCCCUCUGUCUUCCAAAAGCCUGUCAAGUUCCAAGUGGACAUCGCCUUCUCCGAGGGAGAGAGGGAGCGAGAGAGAGAGAGAGCAGAGAGGGAGGGCAGGAGAGAGACUGGCAUCUACAGCGUGACUUUCACUCUCAUAUCGGGUCCCAGUCGCAGGUUCAAGAGAGUGGUGGAGACGAUCCAAGCCCAACUGCUCAGCACUCACGAUCAGCCCUCUGUGCAAGCCCUCGCCGACGAAAAGAACGGGCAGCUCUCCUCUCGCCCCCCCGGCACCCCCACCCGGCAGAACUCACGGCGUUCAGAGGGAGGAGGGGACAGGGGCGAGCGAGGUGAACGAGGGGACGGGGGAGGAAUAGGAGGAAGUGGAGGCGUGUUGCAGCGCAAAGGGUCAGGAAAAGACAGGACCAGGCUCCUGUCUUCCAACGGAACACAGUCCCAACCCUGAGAAGGAAACAAUUUCAUCCUCCAUCUUGGACUUUGCUCCAGUGAAGCAUACUAGCAUCAAAGUCAUCAAAACUUCAUUUCGAACCCAUUCAUUCAAAGGGAACAAUGGGAAAUGCUGUUAUUAAUUUAAUAGAAAACACGUAUAUCCCCAAGAAGAAGAAAAGUACUCAUGUUCAGAAAAGAAGAUGCUAAAUUCAGUGUAAUGUAUUACAGCCAUGGAUUUGUUCUCUACAGUAGUAACUUCUGGAAGAAUAAGAAAUCAUAAUGCAAAUAAAGUAAGUAAUGGACUGCCAUUGGGGAAUAAGUCGAUUGCAAUGGCAAAAGUGUCAUACGCUAAACUACUGGAAACGGACAACCAGAAUCCAAUCUGCAGGGGAACAAAAUGCAUGCUAAAUAAGCUGUGGAUGCAAAUAGAGAAACAUUUGCCUGCCCUGGGGAUGUUCAAAAUUGAGUUUUAAGGUUUUUUUUGUUUACCAUGUCGCUGUUUUGCAAACUGGCUGUGGGACCUCCUGGCUGUGGAAAAGACCGCAUCUCACAGAUUAAACAAUGAAUUAGUAUGGCGGUUCACUGCUUCAACUGUGCGAGGAAGAGAGGAGGUAAUGUCGUUGAAUCAGAACCAUCUCUGGUUAUAAGGCUACUGGAAUGGGCCCCAAAGAAGACAGGGCUCUUCCCCAGAAGGAAGAUCCCAACAGCUAAUAACAUGAAGAAAUCCAGUAAACCAAGGUAGAAAGCUCUAUCUUCUCUUGUGAAUGAAUCACUCAAACAUAUGAAACCAAUGAACGCUCUCAUUUCAGAAAUUGAGGAAGGGAGUAAAGAAGUAAAACAUGGAUGUAACUAGCAAUUAAAUGAAACAUAGUUAAGUACCAAACCUGACAUACCGUAAAAAAGAAUGAUCAAACUCUACUGUAAAGAUAGAUAUAUGCCAGCCAGCUGAUAAACACCAAAAAGUCAAGUUGUAAAAUAAUCAUUGAGGCAGAGAAUUCAAAAUUUUAACCAGACCAAAUUUGUCUUACCAACCAGGGUGUUGUCAAAAGACUUGGGCAAAAGGUUGAAUUAAAAAAAAAACAUGCAAAGUCCAAAAGCAAGUUAAUCCAAGCACUGUUAAAACCCUGAGGCAAAAGAAAUAGAAUCUGACCAAGGCUGCUUAAAUAGGUCUGUUCUCUUAAAUAAGAUUAAACACGCUCAAUCUCAUUCUAAGAUGGUGUUCAAAAAUGCAGAAUCUCCAGUACAAAACUGCUAAAGGAGGGGCCGGUGGGUUGAGGCCAUUUCCAAGGAAUUCCUCCACAAAUGACAUGAUAUGAAAGGAAGCAGAUGGGAAAAAUGAACACCUGAGCUUGCUACGAGCCCAUAAAAUAACUAAUAACAGAAACAAAGACUCUUGAAAGGAGUGUAAGGGAAACACUAAAACUGAACAUUCCUAAAAAGGGAAAGAAAGUUGCUUAAAAAAAUGGAAUUCAACAAUUUUUGGUUGAUUUUCUUCAUCAUUUGAGCAGAACUAAAUGAAAUGUUCCUUAAAUAAGGAAAGAGCAAACCAAGUGAAUGUCAAAAACUAUUUUAAAUGUAUUUAUAUAUUUAAUUUAUUUAAUCUUAUUUAUUUUAA
Messenger RNA from Megalops cyprinoides (Indo-Pacific tarpon), 5524 nucleotides. Its product is annotated as serine/threonine-protein kinase BRSK2. The transcript has 19 exons. Gene Ontology annotation, biological process: intracellular signal transduction; microtubule cytoskeleton organization; protein phosphorylation. The record is from RefSeq and is a predicted model, not a curated record. NCBI's taxonomy places the organism in Eukaryota, Metazoa, Chordata, Actinopteri, Elopiformes, Megalopidae. Gene Ontology annotation, cellular component: cytoplasm. Gene Ontology annotation, molecular function: protein serine/threonine kinase activity; ATP binding; tau-protein kinase activity. Bases 1337 to 3925 code for a protein of 862 amino acids.